Messenger RNA from Apis mellifera (honey bee), 7868 nucleotides. RefSeq names its product sodium/potassium-transporting ATPase subunit alpha (gene Atpalpha). The transcript has 11 exons. Gene Ontology annotation, cellular component: membrane. Bases 450 to 3683 code for a protein of 1077 amino acids. The record is from RefSeq and is a predicted model, not a curated record. Gene Ontology annotation, biological process: sodium ion export across plasma membrane; potassium ion import across plasma membrane; intracellular sodium ion homeostasis. Lineage: Eukaryota; Metazoa; Arthropoda; Insecta; Hymenoptera; Apidae. Gene Ontology annotation, molecular function: ATP hydrolysis activity; P-type sodium:potassium-exchanging transporter activity; ATP binding.
UGCGAGAACGCAAUAGAUAGAGUGAAAGAGUGUAUAAUAUGUCAUGAGAAGGGGAAAGAAUUACGUAUUAUAAUUAUAGAGUGAGUGAGUGAAAGGGACUUGUAUCGGUCGUUUAAAGUGGAGGGGCAUGAUUGCGAUGAGUCGGGGUGCCUUCGUAUCGCUUGUAAACUCGUACUCCUCGUACUACAUGUAGUACGAAAAGAAGCUUCGUGCCGUGACGUCAGCACAGUAUUUCGGUACAGUUGCGUGAAACAUCGUUACGAAAUUGUGUUCGCAUACAAUUUAUUCUAAUCCAACGAAAGUGAACGUGUUCGAGUUCGGUUCAGGUGUGCUUGCGAUUGAAUAUUAGUGUAUAUCGUACAUAAUCGUAGGAUUCAUUUGAUCAUUGCAAGUGUAGCGCGUGCAGCAGGUAGUCGGAACAUCGACCGACAGCCAUCAUUGUUGUCAAGAUGGCGUCGAAAGGAAAGCUAGCAACCGAGCAUGGCCGCUCAGACUCGUACAGGGUCGCAACGUUACCAAAAAUUCGCGACGACAACAAAACGGCCGACGGGAUGUACAAGUCGCGGCGGAAGAAUCCAAAGCGGAGGACGGACAAUUUAGAGGACCUGAAACAGGAGUUGGACAUUGACUUCCACAAAAUUACACCCGAGGAACUGUAUCAAAGGUUUCAGACGCACCCCGAAAACGGCCUCAGCCACGCGAAGGCGAAAGAGAAUCUGGAGAGGGACGGGCCAAACUCGCUGACGCCACCGAAACAGACGCCCGAAUGGGUGAAAUUCUGUAAAAAUCUGUUCGGCGGUUUCGCGUUGCUGUUGUGGAUCGGCGCGAUCCUCUGCUUCAUCGCGUACUCGAUCCAAGCGUCGACGAGCGAGGAUCCGAACGACGACAAUCUGUACCUGGGCAUCGUGUUGGCGGCGGUCGUCAUAGUCACGGGUAUAUUCUCGUAUUACCAGGAGAGCAAGUCGAGCAAGAUCAUGGAAUCGUUCAAGAACAUGGUACCCCAAAUCGCGAUCGUGAUCAGGGAAGGCGAGAAAUUGACGUUGAAGGCGGAGGAGUUGGUGCUCGGCGACGUGGUCGAGGUAAAGUUCGGGGAUCGCAUACCGGCCGACAUCCGUAUCAUCGAGUCAAGGGGAUUCAAAGUGGACAACAGCUCGUUGACGGGCGAAUCCGAGCCCCAGUCGAGAUCCCCCGAGUUCACGAACGAGAACCCGUUGGAGACGAAGAACCUCGCCUUCUUCUCCACGAACGCCGUUGAGGGGACAGCGAAGGGAGUGGUGAUCUGCUGUGGCGAUCAGACAGUGAUGGGAAGGAUUGCCGGCCUGGCAUCCGGCCUUGAUACUGGUGAAACGCCGAUCGCUAAGGAGAUUCAUCAUUUCAUCCACCUGAUCACGGGGGUGGCCGUAUUCCUCGGUGUGACCUUCUUCAUCAUAGCCUUCAUACUCGGUUACCAUUGGCUCGACGCUGUCAUCUUCCUGAUCGGUAUCAUCGUCGCGAACGUGCCGGAGGGUUUGCUGGCCACGGUCACGGUGUGCCUCACGUUGACCGCGAAACGGAUGGCCUCGAAGAAUUGCCUGGUGAAGAAUCUCGAGGCGGUGGAGACGUUGGGCUCGACCUCGACCAUCUGCUCGGACAAGACGGGCACCCUCACCCAGAACCGUAUGACCGUUGCCCACAUGUGGUUCGACAAUCAGAUCAUCGAGGCGGACACGACCGAGGAUCAAUCCGGAUUGCAGUACGACCGCACGAGCCCGGGCUUCAAGGCGUUGGCAAAGAUCGCCACGCUGUGCAACCGCGCCGAGUUCAAAGCCGGCCAGGAGGACAAGCCGAUCCUGAAGAGGGAGGUGAACGGGGACGCGUCCGAGGCUGCCCUGUUGAAGUGCAUGGAGCUCGCCCUGGGCGACGUGAUGGGCAUAAGGAAACGCAAUAAGAAAGUGUGCGAGAUACCGUUCAACUCGACCAACAAGUACCAGGUCUCGAUCCACGAGUCGGACAACCCGGACGAUCCUAGACACCUGCUCGUGAUGAAGGGAGCGCCGGAGAGGAUCCUGGAUCGUUGCUCGACCAUAUUCAUCGGCGGGAAGGAGAAGGUGCUCGACGAGGAGAUGAAGGAGGCGUUCAACAACGCCUACCUCGAGCUCGGCGGCCUUGGUGAACGCGUGCUCGGCUUCUGCGACUACAUACUGCCGUCCGACAAAUUCCCGAUCGGCUUCAAGUUCAACUGCGACGACCCGAACUUCCCUGUAGACGGACUCCGCUUUGUGGGCCUCAUGUCUAUGAUCGACCCGCCCAGGGCUGCGGUGCCCGACGCGGUCGCCAAGUGCCGUUCAGCCGGCAUCAAGGUCAUCAUGGUAACCGGUGACCACCCGAUCACUGCCAAAGCCAUUGCCAAAUCUGUCGGCAUCAUCUCCGAAGGUAACGAGACCGUCGAGGACAUUGCUCAACGGUUGAAUAUCCCCGUAUCCGAAGUCAAUCCUCGCGAGGCCAAAGCCGCCGUCAUCCACGGAACCGAACUCAGGGAACUGAACUCCGACCAACUGGACGAGAUCCUCAGGUACCACACCGAAAUUGUGUUCGCCCGUACCUCGCCUCAGCAGAAGCUCAUCAUCGUCGAAGGCUGCCAGCGAAUGGGCGCUAUCGUCGCUGUGACCGGCGACGGCGUGAACGACUCCCCCGCGUUGAAGAAGGCAGACAUAGGCGUGGCGAUGGGUAUCGCUGGCUCCGACGUGUCGAAGCAGGCGGCCGACAUGAUCCUUCUGGACGACAACUUCGCCUCGAUCGUGACCGGUGUCGAGGAGGGCCGGUUGAUCUUCGACAACCUGAAGAAAUCCAUCGCGUACACCCUCACCUCGAACAUACCCGAGAUCUCACCCUUCCUGGCGUUCAUCCUUUGCGACAUCCCCCUGCCCCUCGGCACCGUCACCAUUCUCUGCAUCGAUCUGGGAACGGACAUGGUGCCAGCCAUCUCACUUGCCUACGAGGAGGCAGAGAGCGAUAUUAUGAAGCGACAUCCACGAAACCCCUUCACUGACAAGCUAGUUAACGAAAGUGGUGGAUGGCAGGUGCCGGCCAUCUCGCUAGCUUACGAGGCACCGGAGUCGGACAUUAUGAAACGGCAGCCCCGCGAUCCUUACAGAGACAAUCUUGUCAACCGAAGGCUUAUUUCGAUGGCGUAUGGUCAGAUCGGUAUGAUCCAGGCGGCCGCCGGUUUCUUCGUCUACUUCGUGAUCAUGGCCGAGAACGGGUUCCUGCCGCUGCACCUUUUCGGUAUUCGAAAACAAUGGGACUCGAAGGCGAUCAACGAUCUUCGCGACAGCUAUGGCCAGGAAUGGACGUACAGGGAUCGUAAAACGCUCGAAUUUACCUGCCACACAGCCUUCUUCGUUUCGAUCGUAAUCGUUCAAUGGGCCGAUUUGAUCGUGUGCAAGACGCGGCGCAAUUCCAUCAUCCACCAAGGAAUGAGAAACUGGGCCCUCAACUUCGGUUUAAUAUUCGAGACCGCCCUAGCCGCGUUCCUAAGCUACACGCCCGGCAUGGACAAGGGUCUCCGCAUGUUCCCUCUCAAAUUCGUCUGGUGGUUACCCGCCCUCCCCUUCAUGUUCGCCAUCUUCAUCUACGACGAGACGAGACGAUUCUACCUCCGCCGGAAUCCAGGAGGCUGGCUCGAGCAAGAAACUUACUAUUAGACGCGAAAAGGGAAAUUUAAUCAUACACGCAGAGCGCGCGCGCAAGAGAGUUACAAGAGCGAGAGAUGCAGAGAGAAUGAUGAGAGAGAGAAAGGGAGAGAGAGAGUGAAAUAUUGCAUAUUACCCACGCAGAUAUACACCGAGAAACUAAAAGAAAAAAAAAAGGAAAAAAAAAUGAGAUAAAACGUAAAAAAGAAAAAAAAAAAGAUACAACCAAACAAUGGAUAAAAAGAAAACAAUGGUUAAAAAAUCGUUCACGUUAUACACAAAGUACCACAAAGAAAUACAUAUAUAUAUACACAUACACACACACACACACACACACACACACAUAUUUUAUCAUGGGGCGUGCUAUUCGGGUUUAAUUAAACCGUUAACUGUCGCGAAAUAUAACGAGAUAUAUUCAGAUGGGGACAAUUCGCAUCAGCCGAGCCGAAUCGUCGAACGAUCAUCGCCAUAAUACAAUUACAGUAAUAGAGUGUCUUGCAGUCUUGUUUCACGAAGAUAUUAAAAAAAAGAAAAAAAAAAAAAUGAUAAAAAAAAAAAUAAAUAAACAAAUGCUUCGCGUGGGAGUAGAAAAAAAGUGGCUUUUACGAGCACUCUCGUUACACGUGGUGUGUGAAGUACAAAAAAAGAAAAACAUAAAAAUAUAAAAUGAAGAAAAAAAAUAAAUAAAUAAAUAAACAAAAUAGGAGAGGAGAGACGAGAAAAUGCGUAUGAGAGAGAAGAAAAAAAAACGUUCGUCGUUCUGGCUCUGCGAGUUGCUUGCACGCGCGUGCCGGUGUAUCAUUAAAACAGAGAUUGUCGUUCGAGAAACAUCGAAGGGAUCGACGAAGAGAGAAAAAGAAAAAAAAAGAAAAAAGGGUUCUACGAGCAACGUCGUCGGGAAGACUUGGAGCUUCCGGGUACACACACGUUUGAUAACGAUUCACGAGGGUUGUAGGGGUUGGUGCUGCCAUUAUGGAUUAUAUUGGCGAUCGAACGAACGAGAGAAAAAAGAAAGAAAAAAAAAGAAAGGAUGUCUGUAGUAGGGCCUAAGCACGAGUAUCGAAAGAGGAGAAAAAUGAAAUAUAGGACGGUGUAUCAUCAUCAUCAUCGAGGAGAUGAGAAUAACAGGUGAGAGGAAGGUACGAGUAUUGGCAGAGGACACCCGUGUAUCUUUUUUUUUGGAAAAGGGAGGGCGACAAAUCGUCGGAUAACGCGCACGUCCGUAUGAACGUCGACGGGUGUACGACAUGGAUGAACCUUUUAGAGAAAAAGAAGAAAAAAAAAAAAGAAAAAAAAGCGGACAAUUAGCAUCGUGGAGCAUUCCGUAGACGUCUUGUGAUAUCAGAAAAAAAAAAAAAAUAAAUAAAUAAAUAAAUAAAUAUUCAUAUAGGCAUCCCGUUUAAGUAAAGGAGCAAAAAAAAGAUCACUGCGCUAGAUUGGCACGCCCUUGUUAAGAGUUUAAAAAGAAAAAAAAAUUAAAAAAUGCAAUGUAGUCACGGUAUAAAAAAAAAAUAAUAAUAAUAAAUAAAUAAAUAAAUAAAUAAAUAAGAGCGGUAUUAUAAAUGUUACACUGAUGCAGAAGUUUAAAAAUCAAUAACAGAGAAGUAUCAUUCGCAAUCGACAUACAUGAAAGAAACGUAUUUACAUAUAGACGUCUCGUGACACCUACAUUCUUAAAUAGAAAAACUUCUUAAUUGUUAAUUAAAAGAAAAAAAAAUAAAAUAAAAUGAGAAAAUCAGUACGACGCUAGAUUGGCACGCCACUAGAAGUUAUUCAUAUAACGCGCCAAAGAGGAUAGGAGAGCAAAAAAAUAAAUAAAUAAAUAAAUAAAGAGAAGAACAGCAGGGAGGAAAAUAAGUAUACAAAAGUAAUGAAAAACGCGUUCACUUACUCAUUAUUAUUCUUAUUAUUACGAGUAAUGUCAUUCGGUUCGAAUCUUUCUAAAAAAUCAAAUCUGAGUAGCUAAUCGAGAUGAGAGAAAUCGUAUAAAUAUUUUAGUAGUUCGUGAAUCUCUAUGCGAGAAUCGUUACGCGGAAGAAAGAACAAACCAAGAAGGAACUGUAAAGAAAAGGAUGAACUCGAAAAAAAUUAUUAUUAGAUGAGGCGAACACGGGGAAUUAAAGGCAGAAACGGACAGUAUGAUAUAAGUACCUAUCAAUUGAAUCACUACCAAGAAAGAAUAAUACAAAGGGAACUAGAUAAACGAGAAGAGGAAAGAGAAAUAGUAAGAAUAAAGAAGAUAUAUAUAUAUAUGUUAUUUAAAUUGCGCGCCACAAAAUGGUAAAGCGGCGGUCACAGUUUUGAAAUUAGAUGAACUGCGUGCCACAAUAUUAUUGACAAAACUUGAACAAAUGAAUUAUGAAGUUAUUGAUUGAAAAAAAGAAAAGAAAAAAAAAAAACGGGAAAUAAACAUAGACAUUAUUAAGAGCGAGAAUUUAAAAUAGCUACGCCGCUCCGGGGCCUUGUAGUUUCCUGGGUGAAGGCGCUACGAUAGUCGAGAUAACAGGAUAUUAAAAAAAAAAAAAAAAAUGCUAGUAGAGGAACGCGACAUAGGAGAAGCACGGAAAGAGUGAAAAAUGAGAAAUAAGACGGACGAAUGAAAAAAAAAAAAAGGAAAAAAAAACAUUCUUACUUAGGCGAAACUAAAAGUAAAGGGAAAAGAAAAAAAAAAAAAGAUAUAAAUUCAUUCUCUUAGUUUCUUCAUAGGUUUAAAAGAAAAACGCCAGCGGGACAGCUCGCUAUAAAUCAUAUUGACCCCCGAACGCAGGACGCCCUGUACCACCAACCCGUGGUCUGUCGUGUGUAUGUGUGUGACAAGUAUCGAAACAACGCCCUUUGGAAUUUUUUUUUUUUUUAGGAGCAACAACAACAAACCACCAACAACAACGCAAAAAAAAAAAAGGAAAAAAAAAUGUAAAACAAAAAAACGAUAAACGAAGGUGACUUAAAAUACCUGCCACGCGACUUUUCGGGCCGGGACGAUCCGAGACGUGCGAUCAUGUCAGGGCUUGUUUCGAGUUUCUUAAAUGUGAGAAGAAAAACAAACGCAUACAAAAAAAAAAAGAAAAAAGAAAAUAUCCGUUUUCGUUUCUCUUUGCUUACGUCGAUCAAUUUUCAAUUUUCCUUGUUGCUCGCUUUCGCGAUUUUUUCAUGUGUGUACAUGCGCUGGCAACGUCGGUGAAGAGGGCGCUUCGUUUCAAGCGGAAAAACCGGGGCGGAGCGUAGGUAAUGACAAACUGAAAGUUGUCAAAGUUUAUCAUCAUCGCCAUGGUUCCGACGAUAUUGGAAAUCAACGAACAGCCUCGAUGGGUACCUGCACGUUCUCUGGUUCCACUGCACUUUCCGCACGACGAAUCAAGACGAAUGGACCGGUCGAGGAUUCAGGUAGACAAAAGGGUGAACGCUCACUCGGCGGCCCUGGCCCCAAAACUACCCUAAGUGUUCAAUAAUCGAGGUGUUCUCGAGGUGCCGUACACGCGUAACACGUUCUUCACGUUCUUCGCCAAUUCCAUUGAAUUUCGAUUUAUUCAUUUCGAGAAUGUAAGAAAAAAAAUUAUAUUCAAAGGGUCGUCGUCGUCGUUUUCCUCCAGCCCUUCCGAUGAUUUUUCUCUGUUGUGCGCGCGAAAGGCUGGUCGAAUCCACGCUUGGAGGACCCUGUUUAUAAACAUAAAUAACGUUGAAAAUAUGAAUUCGAUCGAGAAAUUCGAUGGAACAGGUGAAACUUUAUCGUUUUUGAGACACAUGGAUCGUCAAUUCGAAUCCAAUCGACAACUUUUUAAAAGGAAAAAAAAGAAAGAAAAAGUGAGGGAGAGAAACGGAAAGAGGGCAGCAGUGUACCGUUGCGUUGCUCGUCGAACUCGGACUUGAAUUAGACCCCCAAAAUAAACAAAUUAAACAAAAUGGUAAUAUUUAAAAAAAAAAAAAAAGAACGUCCCUAAUUUUCUUCUUCCAGGAAGCGGAAGAGGAAGACAAAUCAGUUGAGAGAAAAAAAAAAAAAAUCAAUCAUCAGUGCUAGCUGUGUUGGAAAACAAAGAGCUGUUCAAUAUUAACGCCAGUUAAUUAAUUACGUUGUCAUAAUUGUUUCUUGGUUUCGCGUUGCGGGAUAGUGUAUACCGAUAGCUCCGUGUGUGUGUUAUUAGAAAAAUCGAUCAUUCCUGUCACAACGAAAUCGAACCAAAAUGGAGAAAAAAAAAAAAA